Cyclocybe aegerita is the source of this 978-nucleotide messenger RNA. Lineage: Eukaryota; Fungi; Basidiomycota; Agaricomycetes; Agaricales; Hemipholiotaceae. The record is from the annotation of a GenBank genome assembly.
AUGUUUGAAGAAGUAUACAAGCUUCACGGACUCCCUAAACAUAUCAUCAGUGACCGGGAUGUCCUAUUCACGAGCACAUUCUGGAGUCACCUGAAUAAAUUGAUUGGGACGCAGCUUCGAAUGUCGAGUGCUUAUCACCCACAAACGGAUGGAUCCACAGAGCGGGCAAACCACACAAUUACCCAGAUGUUAAGGCAGUGUAUAAAUGCAAAGCAGACUGAUUGGGUCUCUCGUUUACCAGCCAUCGAGUUUGCAAUCAAUUCAGCUCGAUCCGAGAGUACGGGACAUGCACCAUUCUUCCUCAAUACCGGGCGGAUGCUGCGGUCAAUGAUAUGGGAUUCUGCUCCAAAGGAAGAAUAUCCCUCUGUCCGUAACUUUGCCUUACAACGAAAGCUGGCUUUGAUGUCUGCACAUGACAGUAUUCUCGCGGCCCAAGUUAAGCAAACUCGUGAGUCUAAUAAGCGCCAAAGACUCGCUCCGUUUGUGCUCGACGACCUCGUGUACAUAUCUACUAAAAACAUCACAUUUCCGAAAGGUCUAGCACGGAAAUUAAUCCCAAAAUACAUGGGACCUUACAAGAUUGUCCGGGACUUUGGAAACCAGUCCUUUCAAGUGGAUCUUCCCUCUAACCUUAAGCAGAGGGGAGUACACAAUGUUUUUCAUGCUUCCUUACUUAGGAUUCAUGUUCCUAACGACGAUCGCCUCUUUCCGGGGCGCCAGGUCACUCAAAUUGUACCUGGCACCGAUUUGGAACGAGAAUGGGCUGUGGACAAGAUAUUGUCGCACUCAGGCUCUUGGAAUGACUCAAGUUUUGAGGUACAAUGGAAGGCAGGUGACAUUACCUGGCUCCCAUUUGGCCAAAUUGAACACCUCAAUGCGCUCAAGGACUAUCUUGACCUUCUGGGCGUCGACUCAAUCUCUAACCUCCCUCCCGGCUCUGGCCAACCUCCUCAAGAUUAUCCCCAAAUUUUCGUUUGA